Messenger RNA from Mya arenaria, 615 nucleotides. RefSeq names its product complement C1q-like protein 4. Bases 10 to 582 code for a protein of 190 amino acids. The transcript has 3 exons. Gene Ontology annotation, molecular function: protein binding. The record is from RefSeq and is a predicted model, not a curated record. Lineage: Eukaryota; Metazoa; Mollusca; Bivalvia; Myida; Myidae.
GGUUCAAGCAUGUACGUGCUGCUUAUUUUCGCGUUAUUGUUGGCAACCGUUAGGAGUCUUACAACAGAUGAAAAGUUUUCUAUUCUUCAAGACGAAAUUAACUCAUUGAAGGAACACAACGCAAAGCUUGAACAAGAAAUCAACGAGCUCAAAACGUCUGAUAAAAAAAUCGAAAAGCGUCAAUCAGGACGUAUCGCCUUUUCAACAAGACUUGACCAUACUCAAGGCCACAUUGGCGUAGGCCAGAAGCUGAUUUUCAACAAAGUGCUGUUAAACACUGGAGAUGCUUACAGCGUUCACACUGGCGUAUUCACAUGCGUGGAGGCCGGACUACAUCUGUUUGCCUACUUUGUUGGCAAGGGAACAACGGGUCAGGCGUGGGUGGAGCUAAAAAAGAACGGAGUGGUCAUUAACGGCGCCGUCGCAGAUUCAGUCAGUACGUAUCACGACACACAAGGAGGAAACGUUGCCAUUCUUGAACUGGAUGCCGGGGAUUUGGUUUGGGUGGAGGAGUUUCACCAGUCUGAUGCCCAAGUCUACGGCGGCUCAGGCUUCGUCACAUUUUCUGGCGUUAUGCUGUAAAAUGUUGUUCUAAUGGAUAAUGCUUCACGAUAU